This is a messenger RNA of Aspergillus mulundensis, 987 nucleotides long. RefSeq names its product ribosylnicotinamide kinase. The transcript is spliced from 2 exons. Lineage: Eukaryota; Fungi; Ascomycota; Eurotiomycetes; Eurotiales; Aspergillaceae. The record is from RefSeq and is a predicted model, not a curated record. Bases 1 to 987 code for a protein of 328 amino acids.
AUGCCAACGUCCAUAAUCGGCCUCUCGGGCCCCUCCUCCAGCGGGAAAACAACCCUCGCCCGCCUCCUGCAGCGCAUCUUCUCCAACCAGCCACAAGACCAACCACAAACAGGGAAACAGAUAUCGACGUUCAUAAUCCACGAAGAUGACUUCUAUCAACCUGACGACAGGAUCCCCUACACCACGACCAAAUCCGGCGAGCGCAUCCAAGACUGGGACUGCCUGGGCGCCCUGGACAUCAACUUCCUGACCGCGGCGCUCCGCUACGUGCACGAGCACGGCCACCUCCCGCCCCGCCUGCGCUCAAAGGAGGAUCUGAAUGAUGUUUCGCCGGGGUCAGGGGUUGAGGAUACCCUGGUCGACGAGUUGAGGAAGACCGUCUCGGCGCGGAUGCAUAAGAUCCUGUCCUCGUCGACAACGGGGGAGGAAAAAUUGACGCUAGCGCUGCUGGAGGGCUUCCUACUCUAUGCGCCACCCGAGAAGGAGAAAGGGGGGUGCGGGCAUGGGCUCCGUGGGGUCCACGAUCAGAUCGACCUGCCGAUGUUUCUGGCUGCGCCGUAUGGCCUGGUGAAGGAGAGGAGGGAGAAGAGGAGCGGGUAUGUGACUAUUGGGCCUGCGCCGACGACGGAGUUGCCGCAGCGGUCGUCAUCCGCUUUGGAGGCAGAGGAGGGAGGGGUGGAUUUGGAGGCAGAGGAUGAUCGGCCGCCGCAGAAUUUCUGGACGGAUCCGCCGGGUUAUGUGGAUGACGUUGUCUGGCCGCGGUAUGUGAGGGACCAUGCGUGGCUGUUGCUCCCUGAGGAUGGCGGAGCAGACUUGUCUACUGAGGACGAGGACGAUUUGAUCAAAAGAGCCGGGCAGGGCGUGAAGCUGAGGACGGAUGCUGGCGUUACUGUUGCUCCUGGUCAAGGAGACCUUCCGAUGGCGGACCUGCUAAAGUGGGCUGUUGAAGAGGUUUUGAAACACGUAGGACAAAGCACAGAGCUCUGA